Camellia sinensis is the source of this 2053-nucleotide messenger RNA. Its product is annotated as putative polyamine transporter At3g13620. Gene Ontology annotation, molecular function: transmembrane transporter activity. Gene Ontology annotation, cellular component: membrane. The record is from RefSeq and is a predicted model, not a curated record. Gene Ontology annotation, biological process: transmembrane transport. NCBI's taxonomy places the organism in Eukaryota, Viridiplantae, Streptophyta, Magnoliopsida, Ericales, Theaceae.
AGCCACAAGGGAUAGAGAGAUGAAACGCAUGCUGGGAGGAGAGAGAAGAAAGGGAUUGAAGGAAGAAAAAAAAUAAAUAAAUAAAAAAGCUCUUUUUUUCUUUACCAGAUUGGGGCUCACAUGUGAUUCAGAUUCAACCUUUUAGAAUCGUAUUCCAACUAACCUCAUGAAUCUUACAGAAUCUACAGAAUUAUAUUUAAAAUAUUAUUGUGGGGACUCAAAUUUAUUUGUUUGUGAUUUUUCAAAUCUGAACAAGCAAUAAAUGAUAUUUUUCUAUCCACUAUAAUUAUAUGUAUAUAUCUUUUCAUGGAAUCUUUAAUGUUCAAUCAGCAAACACCUCAUAACCCAAUUCCAACCCUCAAAAAAGGAACAACCAAAAUCAUAACUAGCCAUGGGAGCAUCCCAGUCUUCACCACAACCACCACCACCACCACCUCUCCUUCAAGAUGAAGAAGAACAAGAUCUUACAACCACCACCACCACCACCACAAAAAACUCCAAAAAACUUGCAUUAAUUCCCUUAAUCUUCCUCAUCUACUUCGAGGUCGCUGGCGGCCCAUACGGCGAAGAACCCGCCGUGCAGGCCGCCGGACCCCUCCUCGCCAUCCUCGGCUUCCUCAUCUUCCCCUUCAUCUGGAGCAUCCCAGAAGCCUUAAUCACCGCCGAGCUCGCCACCACCUUCCCGGGCAAUGGCGGCUUUGUUAUAUGGGCCCACGUGGCCUUUGGUCCCUUCUGGGGCUCCCUCAUGGGUUGGUGGAAACUCCUCAGUGGUGUCAUCAACUUAGCCUCAUACCCAGUUCUUUGCAUAGACUAUCUCAAACUAGUCUUCCCUAUUUUCUCUUCAGGUGUCCCUCGCUCUCUAGCUCUAUUGUUCUCAACUCUAAUUUUGUCUUUUCUCAAUUACACCGGCUUAACCAUAGUCGGUUACACCGCGGUGUGUUUGGGUAUUGUUUCACUUUCCCCUUUUUUACUUUUGACUUUGAUUUCAAUUCCCAAGAUUGAUCCUAGUAGGUGGAUUAGUUUAGGCCAGAAGGGCGUCCAGAAAGAUUGGAGAUUGUUUUUCAAUACACUUUUUUGGAACCUCAAUUUUUGGGACAAUGCUAGUACUUUAGCUGGUGAAGUUGAUCAGCCCCAAAAAACAUACCCUACAGCACUAUUCUCUGCCGGGAUUCUCACAUGUUUGGCUUAUUUGAUUCCUCUAAUGGCUGCAACUGGGGCUAUACCUCUAGACCAAGAAGAUUGGGCUGAUGGGUAUUUUGCCAAUGUGGCAGAAAUGAUUGCAGGAAAGUGGUUGAAAUACUGGAUGGAGAUCGGUGCAGUUUUGUCGAUCAUCGGACUAUUCGAGGCUCAAUUGAGCAGUUGUGCUUAUCAGAUUCUCGGUAUGGCGGAUUUAGGAGUUGUGCCUCAAGUGUUGGGAGAAAGGUCCAAGUGGUUCAACACGCCUUGGGUUGGGAUUUUGAUACCAACAUUGGUGGCAUUGGCGGUUUCGUAUAUGGAUUUCACGAAUAUUAUAUCGACCGUGAAUUUCUUGUAUAGUUUGGGAAUGUUGUUGGAAUUUGCAUCUUUUCUUUGGUUGAGGAGGAAGAUGCCAAGGAAGAAGAGGCCUUACAGAGUUCCAAUGUCGCUGCCGGGUCUCAUGAUUAUGUGUUUGGUACCAUCUGGGUUUUUGGUAUAUGUAAUGACUAUUGCUACUAAGACUGUGUGUUUAUUGUGUGCCUUGUUGACUGUUGUUGGGAUUGGUUGGUACUUUAUUAUUAUGUUUUGUAAAUCAAAGAAGUGGAUUGAGUUCAAUAGUAGUACUGGUGGAGAAAAGGAGAAUGAAGAUGAGCAUUUAGAUAAUUAGGUUGGUGAAGGAAUGAAGAAUGUCGAAUAUUUGGAAUUAAUCGAGGUGCGCGCAAACUGCUGGUUUGCACACCAAUUAUUAAAAAAAAAGUGAAUGAAGAAUGCCUUCUUUUAUCUUCUUGUUAGUAAAUAAUUAGUGGGUUCAUCUAUUUAUUGUAUAUAUGAAUCAAAAUAUAUUUCUUAUUUAUUUUCUGAAUCAAAUUUCAUAUCA